Aspergillus brunneoviolaceus CBS 621.78 is the source of this 621-nucleotide messenger RNA. RefSeq lists its product as uncharacterized. The record is from RefSeq and is a predicted model, not a curated record. Lineage: Eukaryota; Fungi; Ascomycota; Eurotiomycetes; Eurotiales; Aspergillaceae. The annotation marks the transcript as partial. The transcript is spliced from 4 exons.
CGGCCAAAGAUUGUAGCUGUGCUAGUUACGACUUGGAUCCUGGCCUUUUUGACGGUCUCGCUACGAUUCACCGCUCGAACUUUGGUCAAAGCUGGACUGUGGUGGGAUGAUUGGGUGGUUCUAUCGUCGCUGAUUUUCGGGGCCAUUGUGUCCCUGCUGCCGGUUGUCUGGAACGUUCGACAUGGGUUAGGGCUGCAUGUCUGGGCUGCGCCUCCCGGCUCAGUCUCAGCCUUCCUCAAAUCCUUGGUCAUUGCAGAGCUCUUCUAUGUGGCCGCCACCGUUACCAUCAAGCUUUCCAUUCUGCUCUCCUACCGACGAAUUUUCCGAAUUCCUCAAGUGCAGAAGGCGACCACAUUUGUUGCCUGGACCGUGUUUGCCUGGGCUCUAGCUUGUGUCCUCAUUGUUUGCUUCCAAUGCAUCUCCUUGCAGGGGUAUUGGGACAAGAGCAUCCCGGCCAAAUGUGGAGUCAACAACCGCGAUUACUUUCUGGGAAAGUCCAUCCCAGACACGGUCACCGACAUUGGGAUUCUGAUGAUCCCAAUGAGAGCAAUCUGGGAGCUGCACACCACCCUAACGCAGAAGACAUUUCUGACCCUGACUUUCUUGAUGGGGGGCCUGUGA